Molecule: messenger RNA, 2334 nt
Organism: Funneliformis mosseae
Lineage: Eukaryota; Fungi; Glomeromycota; Glomeromycetes; Glomerales; Glomeraceae
Source: the annotation of a GenBank genome assembly
UACAAAAUAUCUGUUGAUGCUGGAUUCAAAAAAGAUACUGCUUCAUUUCAAAGUGUUAUUCUUCCCUUUCUUGCAUUAUUGAUCCGUCAUGGGGUACGCGGUUCGACUUUGGAAAGACAAGUUAACACCAUAUAUUCAGUUGUUUAUACUUAUAUUGAUACAUUCUUUCAUGAUAAUAUUAUGAAAUGUUUGGAUGAAUUAGUUAGAAGAAAUUCACUUCAAGAUAGAGGUGAUAAAGAAAAAUCGUUAAACAAAGAUCCUAAUAUUUUUAUUCCUUCAACAUUUGGUCAACCAUUCUUGAUACUUGCGCGUUUUUUAAAUGAGUUACUUAGUCGAAUUAAAGAAGCUUCUGUUAAUGAUACGAUUCACAAAAUCGUGCACCGUCUUCAAAGUGCGUUAAAUGCAUGGAAAGACUCUUUGAUGACUGAACGUCAAUCGAAAGUUCAAUCUGACGACGCAUUGGUCUCAGAUCUUGAAAAGAGGCGAUAUUAUUUUGAAAUUUUAAAUCACGAAAUGAAAAAACUCGAUUAUGUUUUGUCAGAUGGGCGUAAAUCUCUUAUCGCAGCAAGAAGCGAAGUCAAUAAUACUAAUAAUACUGUAACUUCUGAACUCGUCGUUCAAAGCCGUGAAUUUGCGCGAAUGAAUGAAUUUGAAAGAUUGUAUGAUCCACCUGGCGAAUUAUCUAGACUUGGCCCAAGACAUGAUAACGACUUUCUUGAAAUAUGCAAAAUAUCUAUAAUUCCAACAAAAGAUGAAAUUUUGGCAUCACGUGAGCCGUCUUUGCCCUCAUUUAUGUUAGGUCCUUCAGAAUUCUUACCUGAUGGGAUUGCACGUCUUCUUGAUAUGCAAUUCAGGUUAUUGAGAGAAGAUAUGCUUAAUCCGAUUAGAUUGGGUAUUUCCCGUUUUUUGACAGACUUGGAUAACAACAAGGCUAAAUUUAAAAAGUUACGUGAAGAAGGUGGUAGAUUUCGAUACGAUAAGGGUGAUAUUAGUGGAGAUCUUAAUGUUUAUCCAAACAUAAGAUUCGUUUCUAUUAACGUAAAUCGAUACCGUGGAUUUAUUUCUCGUGUUGCGUUCACUCCACCAAAGAUAAAAUCAGCCAAAGAUGAAAAGCAGCGUCUCCAUUAUUGGGAACGAUCUAGAAAAUUGAUGAGUGGUAGUUUAAUUUGCGUCCUUUGGCAAAAUAAAGUAAAUGAAGAUAGCGACCCAAAUUCAUCGCAAACCUAUUCCCUUUAUUUUGGAGUAGUUGUUGAAAAGAAUGAGAAACGUCUAUCACGAUUUGAAACUGAAGCCAUGAUUGAUAUUCAUUUCAUCGAAUCUUCAAUUUAUCCUAUCGUUUUAGAAGAUAUUUCAAUGGGAAGAGAUCAUCCUUCUCGUCCUAAACGAUUUAUGGUUGAAUCUACAGGAGUAUAUUUUGAAUCUUAUAACCAUAUAUUAAAAACAUUACAAGUUACUAAUCCUUCAGAAGUUCCAUUUCGACAAUAUUUGGUGUCAUCACUCGAAGGCGGCGAUCGAAAUAUUCAAGUAGAAACUCCAUUAUAUACGAAAGCUCCUAGGUUUCAUUUUGAUUUAUCGAUAUUAUUAAAAGAUCCUUAUGAUUCCUUAUUGUUAAAUGUACAAGAUGAGACAUCAAGAGAAAAUGCAAUUAGAAAGUUAGCAACGCCAAAUGUUAGUGUUUUUGAUGAAACACAAGCUAAAGCAUUGGUUGACGCUUUGUCAAGAGAAAUCGCUUUAAUUGAAGGUCCACCGGGAACUGGAAAAACGUAUGUCGGUAUUGAAAUAGUGAAAGUCUUACUUUCCGAAAAAAAUCGAAAAACUACUGCAAUUGGGCCAAUUCUUACCAUUUGUUAUACAAAUCAUGCAUUGGAUCAAUUUCUUGAGUGUCUACUUGAUAAUAAUAUUACGAAAAUUGUUCGUUUGGGAUCUAGAAGUAAAUCAGAUAGAAUAAAAGAAUUUAAUUUAGAGCAUAUUUCUCGUAGUCGUCCUAAGGUAUCACAUCGAGGUUUCAUGUUAUAUGAAGCUUAUGAAGAACUUGAUGAAAUAAAAAAUGAAGCAAUAAAUUUACAAGAAAAACUUUCUAGAGAGUUGAUGACAUGGAAUGAUGUUAAGAAUCAUCUAUUGGCUGAAUAUAUGGCUUAUUAUUUGCAAUUCACUGAUAACCAUGGACCAGAUUUUCCAGAUCUUUUAUUAAAUAUCAAAAGUGAAGAAAGCAACGUGCUUCCAGAUGAAACGGAUAAGAAUGGCGAUAAAGAUGAAUGGACAACCGUUGGUGAAGAGAAACUGAAAAAUCAAUCGAUAUGGGAUCAAUGGAUUAAUGGCGUUGAUAUUCGGUAA